CUGGAGGAGAUCACGUGACCGCGUUUGUUGUGUCCGCACCGCACGGCCGCCGCGCUGCAAUGUCAUCCUCAUCGCCACCGUCUUCCUCGUCGCCGUCGCCCGUAUGAGCGCCGCUUCCCGACGGAGCGCGUCCGUGGCGGCUUCGAGCUGAUCGAGAAACGCUCGUUCGAUGCUUUCCGCCUAAAAGGGAGCCGCCGCCGCCGCCGGACCGAAACACGAGCGAAAGGUCCGUGAGUCUGAACAAUGGCCGUGUGGCAGCAGUUUGGACUGCUUCUGUGGAAGAACUACAUUCAGCAAAAGCGUCAGAUCCUGGUCACUCUGGUGGAGAUCGCUCUGCCGCUGCUCUUCUCUGCUAUCCUGAUCGUCCUGAGGCAGAAGGUGUCGUCCAUCAACUACCCCAAUGCCACGCACUACCACAGCUUCGCUCUGAGCGAGCUGCCGUACCCUCUGUGCUUCCAGGACCUGCAGCUGGCCUACGUCCCUGCCAACGCCAGCGUGGUGCGGCAGAUCUCGGAGGACGUGCAGCAGAGCCUGCGGGAGUGCAUCCGAACCGUGCGUGGCUUCGAAACAGAGGAGCAGUUUGAGGAGUUCGUGAAAACUGACCCAGAGUCAGGCAAGGUCUUGGCAGCCAUCGUGUUUGAGCACCAGUUCACACGCGACGACGAGCCGCUUCCUCUUCAGGUCAGCUAUCAUCUGCGCUUCACGUACAGCCCCAGAAACGCUCCGGCGCGUGAGAAGUCCGAGCUCAACCCCAACAACGACCUGGACUGGCACACGCUCAGUCUGUUCCCGCUGAUCCAGCUGCCCGGGCCCAGAGAGCAGCACGAGCCACGCGGGGGCACCCCAGGAUAUUACCGCGAGGGCUUCCUUCAGGUGCAGCACGCGGUGGACCGGGCCAUCAUGAAGGCCUACAACAGCACGGCGGCGGCGGCCCUCCUCAAGCGAGCCCAGGUGCUGCUGGCCCGCUUCCCUUACCCAGCGUUCAUCUACGACGUCUUCAUCCUGGCCAUCCAGAACCAGCUUCCCCUGCUUCUGGUGCUCAGCUUCACAUACACCUCUCUGAACAUCGUCCGCGCCGUGGUGCAGGAGAAGGAGAGGAAGCUGAAGGAGUACAUGCGCAUGAUGGGCCUCAGUAACUGGUUGCACUGGAGCGCCUGGUUCCUCAUGUUUUUCCUCUUCCUCUGCAUCUCCAUCUUCUUUGUUACCGUACUUAUCUGCGUCAAGGUGAGUCCUAACGGGGCGGUGUUGACCUACAGCGACCCCACGCUGGUGUUCGUCUUCCUGCUGGUGUUCGCCGUGUCCACCAUCAACUUCAGCUUCAUGAUCAGCUCCUUCUUCUCCAGAGCGAAUGUGGCGGCGGCGGCGGGCGGCUUCAUCUACUUCCUGAGCUACCUGCCGUACGUCUUCCUGUGGCCCCGCUACGACCUGCUCUCGCACGCACAGAAAGUCUCCGCCUGCCUCAUCUCCAACGUGGCCAUGGCCAUGGGAGCCCAGCUGAUCGGCAUGUUCGAGGGCAAAGGGACGGGCGUCCGGUGGAGCAACCUGUUUGAGCCGGUGACGGUGGACGAUGACUUCUCUCUGGCGCAGGUGCUGGGUCUGCUGCUGCUGGACUCGCUGCUGUACGCUCUGGUGGCCUGGUACGUGGAGGCCGUGUUUCCCGGGGAAUACGGAGUGCCUCGGCCGUGGUACUUCUUCAUCCUGCCCUCGUACUGGUGCAGCAGCCCUCGCGUGGCCCUGCUGAAGGAGAAGGAGGAAGAGGAGGAGGCCGAGAAGGUGACGAAGGGCGAGUUCAUCGAAGAGGAGCCAGCUGGACUGGUCUCGGGGGUCAAGAUCAAACAUUUGGCAAAGGUGUUCAAAGUGGGAAAUAAGACCAAGGAGGCGGUGAGGGAUUUGACGCUCAACAUGUUCGAAGGCCAGAUCACUGUCCUGCUGGGUCACAACGGAGCGGGAAAGACCACCACGCUGUCAAUGCUCACAGGCCUCUUCCCGCCCAGCAGCGGCCGUGCGUACAUUAACGGUUACGACAUAUGUCAGGACAUGGCUCUGAUCCGCCGCAGCCUGGGUCUGUGUCCGCAGCACGACGUGCUCUUCGACAACCUCACCGUCCGGGAACACCUGCUCUUCUACACGCAGCUGAAGGGUUAUCCUCGUGAAAAGAUCCGCGAAGUGGACCGCAUCCUUCGGGUCCUGAAUUUGGAGGACAAAUGUCAUGCGCGAUCUAAAACCCUCUCUGGCGGGAUGAAGAGGAAGCUUUCCAUCGGCAUCGCUUUAAUCGGAGACUCAAAGGUGGUGAUGCUGGACGAGCCCACCUCAGGAAUGGACCCCUCGGCCCGCCGGGCCACCUGGGACCUGCUGCAGGGCGAGAAGCGGGGCCGCACCAUCCUGCUCACCACACACUUCAUGGAUGAGGCCGACCUGCUGGGAGAUCGGAUCGCCAUCAUGGCCAGCGGAGAGCUGCAGUGCUGCGGCUCGCCGCUCUUCCUCAAGAACAAAUACGGUGCUGGUUACCACAUGGUUAUAGUAAAGGAUGCGUUUUGUAACAUGUCCGAGAUCACCCGUCUAGUGCACAUGUACGUGCCCGACGCCACUCUCGAGAGCAGUGCGGGCGCUGAACUCUCCUACAUCCUGCCCAAAGAGAGCACCAGCCGGUUUGAGCUGCUGUUUGCUGAGCUGGAGAUGAAUCGGGACGAGUUGGGCAUCGCCAGCUACGGGGCGUCUGUUACCACUAUGGAGGAGGUUUUCCUCAGGGUCGGGAAGCUGGUGGACUCCAGUCUGGAUAUCCAGGCCAUCCAGCUUCCGGCUCUGCAGUAUCAGCACGAGCGGCGGUCGCAUGACUGGACCAUGGACGACUCCAGCAGCAUCAGCGGCAUGACGGACGUGACGGAUUUCACCGACAGCGGCACCAUGAUCUCGGAGGACGGCUCCAACAUCAAACUCAACAUCGGGGCCCGGCUCUAUAUGCAGCAGUUCUACGCUAUGUUCCUGAAGAGGGCGCUCUACAGCUGGCGCAACUGGAAGGUGAUGGUGGCUCAGUUUCUGGUGCCGCUCAUCUUCACGGUCUUGGCUCUCGUAGUGGCCCGCACCCUCCCGGGAAGCCAGAUCACGCCCAUGCUCCGUCUGGCGUUAAAACAGUACGGCCCUACUCGCGUCCCCGUGGCCGUAGACGUCAAUGCCGGGCCGCUGGCUGCAGCUCUGGCUGAGAUGUACACCGCGCAGCUGCCUUCCCAGAACGCCGUUGGUGCCACUAACAUAACAGAUUUGUCGGAGUACGUGCUAUAUAACGCCUUGAGGGAGGGCGGGGCUUUCAAUGAGCACUGCGUGGUGGGCGCCACCUUCAGGAGCCGAUCCAGGAAGAGCGCAGAGGUCGUCGGCUACUUCAACAACCAGGGCUAUCACACCCCCGCCGCCGCUCUCAUGCUGGUGGACAACGCUCUCUACAAACUACUAGCUGGACCCGACGCCUCCAUCCAGACCGGAAAUUACCCCAUGCCCCGCAACAUGUCUGAGACGGCCCAGAGCCAGCUUUCGGAGGGUCAGACGGGUUUUGCCAUCGCCAUAAACCUCAUGUACGGCAUGGCAUCAUUAGCCAGCACCUUCGCCCUGCUCCUCGUCUCCGAGCGAUCGGUCAAGUCCAAACAUGUGCAGCAAGUCAGCGGGGUCUACCUCUCCAACUUCUGGUUCUCCGCCCUGCUGUGGGACCUCAUCAACUUCCUGUUGCCCUGCCUGCUUAUGCUGGUGGUCUUCCGAGUGUUUUCAGUGAAAGCGUUUGUGGCCGAGAAUCACCUGGUGGACGUUCUGCUUCUUCUGCUACUGUACGGCUGGGCGGUGAUUCCCCUCAUGUACCUGCUCAGCUUCCUGUUUUCCACGGCCGCUGCCGCCUACACGCGCCUCACCAUCUUCAACAUCCUCAGCGGCACGGCCACCUUCCUCGCCGUCACCAUCAUGACCAUACCUGAGCUGAAGCUCGUAGACAUGUCUCAUCUCCUGGAUAAGAUCUUCCUGAUCUUCCCAAAUUACUGCUUGGGCAUGUCCUUCAGCGAGUUCUACCAGAACUAUGAGACCAUCACCUUCUGCACCUCCAGCGCCUUUGCCGAGUUCAUUUGCAAGUACUACAACAUCACGUAUCAAGUGAACUACUUUUCCAUGGAUGAGCCCGGAGUGGGCCGCUUCCUGGUGGCCAUGUCCCUACAAGGUGUGGUCUUCAUCGCCCUGCUUUUCCUCAUCGAGCUCCGGUGCGUCCACAUACUGCUCAACAUCUGCAGGAGACGCAAGAAGGCUUUGCUGUUGGCGGAAGAAGCUCUCCAGCCCGAGGACAGAGAUGUUGCGGAGGAGAGGAAGAGGGUUUUGGAGUGCCAGCCGGUGGUUGAGUCAAUGGUGGGCAGCCCGCUUAUACUACAGGAGCUCAGCAAGGUAUAUUCAGGCGGGCAGUCGCUGUUAGCGGUGGACCGUCUGUCUUUGGCUGUUGGGAAGGGCGAGUGCUUUGGUUUACUGGGAUUUAACGGAGCAGGGAAGACUACGACGUUCAAAAUGCUGACGGGAGAUGAAAGCAUAACCUCAGGAGAUGCCUUCAUUGAUGGCUACAGCAUCCUCCGGGAUGUGAAAAAGGUGCAGCAGAGAAUUGGUUACUGUCCCCAGUUUGACGCGGUGCUAGAUCACAUGACAGGGCGGGAAACCCUGAGCAUGUACGCCAGACUGAGGGGCAUCCCGGAGAAAUAUGUCACAGCCUGUGUAGAAAACGUCCUGCGUUCGCUGCUGCUCGAACCUCAUGCUGACAAACUUGUCCGCAGCUACAGUGGCGGCAAUAAGAGGAAGUUGAGUGCAGGCAUGGCUCUGAUCGGUGGGCCGCCCGUGAUCUUCCUAGACGAGCCGUCCACCGGCAUGGACCCCGUGGCCAGACGGCUGCUGUGGGACGCCAUCACACGCACCAGAGAGUCUGGCAAAGCCAUCAUCAUAACCUCACACAGUAUGGAGGAGUGCGAGGCGCUGUGCACGCGGCUGGCUGUGAUGGUGAACGGCCAGUUCAAGUGUCUGGGCAGCCCGCAGCACCUCAAGAGCAAGUUUGGGAGCGGAUACACGCUGCUGGCCAAGGUCCGCGUGGAGACGGAGUUAGAGGAGAUGGACCUUCAGCUCUUCAAAGACUUCAUUGAAAGCACCUUCCCAGGAAGUUUACUGAAGGAUGAACACCAGGGGAUGGUCCACUAUCACCUGACUGACAAAACUCUCACCUGGGCACAGGUGUUUGGUGUUUUAGAAACGGCCAAAGAGAAGUACAACAUCGAGGACUACUGCGUGAGCCAGAUCUCGCUGGAGCAGGUGUUCCUCAGCUUCGCUCAGUUCCAGCACUGCGCCGAAGCCUGCAGGAAAUGACACGUUCGAGCACUAAAGGGGCGGAGCUCCUCGAUCUGACCUUCACCUGAAGAGUAAGAGGUACACCCUGGGCCGACUGACCCUCCGUCAGACCACUGGACAUUGCUCAGGUGUCUCUCUUCACACACACACACACGACACGAUCAUACAUAACGCACACUUCCAAUCGCGCGGAGACCGGACCGCUAACCCCAGGACUCCGCCAGUAGGGGGCGUGUGCGCGUUUGAGACGUUCGUCGCGCCAUCGGAAACGGUUUCUCAAUUUUUUUUAAUCGGUGCGUCACCGCCCCGAAAGGAAAGUACGUUCGCUGCGUCAUCUGUAAGCGCGACAGACUCUGCGUCUUGUGUGUGUGUGUGUGUGCGCACUCGUGUACGAUUGCUGUGUUAUUUAUAAAAGUCUUUUUUUCGUUGGUUUCUCCUGUUUUCUGCUGUGGUCUCAAUGCCGACAGUACACGCGCCUCGCCCCUUUUGCUGAUAGCAUACGCAAAUUAAGGCCAGAUGUACGGGAAAACGCGACACAAAAGCUGCUUCUUUGGGAUUUGCAAUGUUGUAGAACAUAAAACGUAGCCGAACAUGAAUGUAAAAAUUUUACAGAACACCGCUGUAGGUCGUUUAUAGAAUUUAUACAGUCGAUUUGUUCGCAUUAUCUAGGCAUUUAUAGCCGUUUCUCUAGAAAUGAUAAAAAUUGAUCUUCCAAAACAGGAAAUCUUUCAAAGUGGUGCGAUUCUUUAUGCAUGUCAUAAUAAAAGUCACGUUUAUUUUUUUUCGCUGCUAAAAAAAAAAAAUCCCAUAAAACAUUCCUCAGUUCUUUUUAACGAGACCACAGAUGUUUGAAUGCUUUGCUUUUCCCCUCCACAUAUCCAGUCUUGAUUUUUUUUACCAGCGUGACAUUCCUCCUCCAGAUCGGGAGGAUUUUUUGGGGGGCUUUGUGUAAUUCCGCAGAUGACCACUAAAGGACGUAUAGUGCACUUUUUAAUAUUUUUUUUUUUACAUUUGCAUCAAACUGAAUGUGUCUAGAUACACUAAACCACAAGCUUUUUGUUUUUGUUACUCUAUCCUGCACUACUGAUGUGGACCAAUUCAUGCAACUUCUGGAAUCCAUAAAAGAGCUCACAGCGGUCGGGGAGGGUUUAAGAUCAGCGUGAAAUGUAUUUUUUUUUGCAUUGAAUGUUUUUAAGACCUCGUAAUUCAUGUCGACGAGGCUCAGUGACUUUUAGCGUUUAUGCUAGAUUUCCUCUCAAUCAGCGAGUCUUUGUUGAACACGGUUCUGCGUCCUUACGAAGAUUGAAAUGAAAGCAGCAUGGCUUCCCCUUCCAGACCGAACCGACAUCACUUUGACCACGUUUCCGUCCAUGCCGAUGCGGACCGAAUGUAAAACACACUGACGUACUGUAGAUAAACGGGGCUUGACGGUGACGGACAACAAAUUGUUUCUUUUCUACGUUUUUUGUCGUUGAUUGGUCCGUUUUGCACAGUGCUCUGGCUGUCGUGUCUGAACUGCUUGUUUGAAAUACUGCAUUUUGAGAAUCGAGAAGGCAAACUUUGGGAAUGUUAAUGACGACGAUGUUGAUUUAAAAGGUAAAAUGUAUACCAUAAUGCAAAAAGGGAAUUUACAUUGUAAUCUUGUGUACUGUAUCACUAAAUUAACCUUGUGAGAAAUGUAAGUAUUGCCAUUUCUUUUUUUCUUUUUCUUUUUAUUAAAUCUGCCUUGUGCAAAGGAA
Messenger RNA from Puntigrus tetrazona (Sumatra barb), 7088 nucleotides. RefSeq names its product ATP-binding cassette, sub-family A (ABC1), member 3b (gene abca3b). Gene Ontology annotation, cellular component: membrane; intracellular membrane-bounded organelle. The record is from RefSeq and is a predicted model, not a curated record. Lineage: Eukaryota; Metazoa; Chordata; Actinopteri; Cypriniformes; Cyprinidae. Gene Ontology annotation, biological process: lipid transport; transmembrane transport. Gene Ontology annotation, molecular function: ATP binding; lipid carrier activity; ABC-type transporter activity.